Vicia villosa (hairy vetch) is the source of this 1179-nucleotide messenger RNA. RefSeq names its product F-box protein CPR1-like. NCBI's taxonomy places the organism in Eukaryota, Viridiplantae, Streptophyta, Magnoliopsida, Fabales, Fabaceae. The transcript has a single exon. Gene Ontology annotation, molecular function: protein binding. The record is from RefSeq and is a predicted model, not a curated record. Bases 37 to 1179 code for a protein of 380 amino acids.
CGUACAAUAACCUUCUCAAAACUCUAACAUAGCCACAUGAAUCACAAAUCAGAGCGCCCUCUCAUCAUGCCACCAUCACCAGUAUUCAUCCCGCACGAUCUUAUCGUUGAAGUGUUUUCCUUUCUUCCGGUAAAAUCAGUCAUUCGAUUUACAUGCAUGAGUAGGAAAUUCGACUCUCUCGUCUCUGAUCCCACCUUUGUGAAUUUGCAUCUUCAUAGAUAUACAAAAAAUCAAGAUGUCUCACUUAUAUACACCUCUCAAAGCGAUGACGCCACCUUCACAGUUGUUCGUCUGUCAGAGAAUCCUCCAAUUCGUUUAACCCUUCCAAAUCAUCCUCACUAUCAACACAAAUACAAGAACUGUCUCUAUAUAGUUGGUUCCUGCAAUGGAUUACUCUGUUUGGGUUAUCACGUUUUUCGUGGUAGCAAGGCAAAGACGUGGCUUCGUUUUUGGAACCCCGCAACCAGGAUAUUAUCAGGUAAAUUACCAGCCAGUGGUGAUGCCGGCCUUUAUAAGUUGACUUUUGGUUAUGAUAGUUCAACGGACACUUAUAAGCUGGUGCAUUUUAUUCCUGAUAGAACAGAGGUAAAAGUUCUCAAUUUGGGUGAUAAUGUUUGGAGAAAUAUUCAAAAUUCUCCUAUACGUCAUGGUUUUUCAAUGGAUUUGGUGCAUGUGAGUGGUUGUGUUAUUUGGUUGGCAAUAUGCAAUUACCCCGCUAUUAGUCCUUAUAAUUGCAAGGAUAUUACUAUCGAAAAAUUUGCGGUUAUUUCACUUGAUUUGGGUUCAGAGACACAUACUCGGUUGUCUCUUCCUCAAGGUUUCAAUGAAGUGCCAUUUGUUGUACCGCAUUUAAGUAAGUUAAAGGACUGUCUUUGUUUUUCUCAUGAUUUCAGAAAAACUCAUUUUGUAAUUUGGCAAAUGAAGGAAUUUGGAGUUGAAGAAUCUUGGACACAAUUGUUUAAAAUUAGAUAUCAUGAUCUUCAAAUAUAUGAUAACUUUUGUAUCCGGCAGAUUAUGUUGCUGCCAUUAUGGUUAUAUGAGAAGAGAAAUACUCUAUUAUUGACAAAUCCAAAGACUUCAAUUCUCUAUAACUGGAGAUAUAACAAAGCAGAGAGUACGGAUAUACUUUGGCCGUUUGGUAGCCCUUAUUACAAUGAAAGCUUGGUUUCAUAUCGCUGA